Rhododendron vialii is the source of this 2566-nucleotide messenger RNA. RefSeq lists its product as uncharacterized. Gene Ontology annotation, cellular component: membrane. NCBI's taxonomy places the organism in Eukaryota, Viridiplantae, Streptophyta, Magnoliopsida, Ericales, Ericaceae. Gene Ontology annotation, biological process: metal ion transport; transmembrane transport. The transcript has 8 exons. Gene Ontology annotation, molecular function: metal ion transmembrane transporter activity. The record is from RefSeq and is a predicted model, not a curated record. The coding region runs from base 519 to 2234 and encodes 571 amino acids.
AAAUUAUUGAACGGUGUUGACUCAGAGUGGACCGACGGUACGCCAGGACGUGUGGGGGUGUCGGUUUCCGUAGGUUUCUCGGAUAGUAAUAGACACUCCAGCACAAACAUCACUCCUCGAUGCACCCUUUUUCGAUCUCCAAAAUUGCCUCAACGGGCCGCUUUUCUCGUGUAUUUCAGACUUGCCUCAAUUGCCUCAACAGAGCAUUGUUGGAGAAAUUGCUUGAAGAAUCUGCAUUUCAGACUUACCCGCGAGCGUUUGCAUUUCCCCUCUAAAAUCCGAAGCGAACAAGCUAUACUACCGAGUUCAGUAACCUGGUGUUUCUGUAUGAAUUUCUUGAAAAACUGGCCACCGUGAAGCUGCUUUCGAAAGGGGGUUAUUUUCGUUCCUGUCUUUUGAUGGCUCCUGGUUGUGGAUAAGUGUAUGGCAACACUUUUGGUCUCCUAUUUCCCACUGCAUGUUGAGACGUGGAGGAUCACUGAAUAUCAUUUUGCUGUGUGUUCCAUAGGAGAUUAAACAUGAGUGGCAUGCGAAAGGACGACUCUUCCCACGGAAGUAAAAUGAAGUGGCAAGAAAACCAAAAAACCAAAAGUCAUCACAUUAAGGACGCCAUGCCAGGGAGUGAGCUCUGGACUGAUGGACUACUUUGUGCUUUUGAAUAUAUUGUCCAUAAGAAAUCAUUAAGGUCGAAAUCUCAUUCCAAGAUCCAUUCUACAAACAAAACAGAUAGUGAGAACAUACAGAAGCAGGUGCCUAUCCAUGAAUUGACCGAGGCUUCUACUCCAAUAGAAAACAGAAGGAAAUUAAUUGAAUCCACAUCUCUUAUGGAGUUGGGGGAUCAUUGCAGUACCACUUUGGAUGAUGACUUAGAAAGUCAGACCUCAGAAUUAGGCCCUCUGCAUAGCGUUAAAACACAUGCGGCAGGAAGUCAUUGGGUGCCAAUUGGGUGGACUAGGAUUUCUGAACUAGUUCAAACAGUGCAAGUUGAUGCUGGGUGGGUCUCACAUCAGUUUGAUAUCAUGGAUGAUGAAGAUGACUUAACUGUUGCAGAUUUAGCAGCUCCUUACUGGGAAAGGCCAGGUGGGCCUAGAUGGUGGUGCCAUGUGGCUGCAGGUCACCCGGUUGUUGAUGCAUGGCUCAGAAAUGCUCAGUGGUUGCAUCCUGCCGUUAGUAUUGCUCUGAGAGAUGAAAGUCGGCUGAUUAGUGAUCGGAUGAAACAUCUCUUGUACGAGGUCCCAGUUAGGGUUGCUGGAGGGCUAUUGUUUGAACUCUUGGGCCAGUCAGCUGGUGAUCCAUUUGUCAAUGAAGAUGACAUCCCCAUCGUGCUUCGUUCGUGGCAAGCACAAAACUUCCUAAUAACUGCAUUACACGUCAAAGGUCCUGCGUCAAGCUUAAAUGUGCUGGGUAUCAUGGAAGUCCAGGAACAACUGUUUGCGGGUGGUAGCAACUCACCAACAACAGUGCACGGAGUCAUUGCACAUCUAGCCACCCGCCUUGCUCGAUGGGAUGACAGAUUUUUUCGGAAGUCCAUUUUUGGGGAAGCUGAUGCAGUGGAGUUGAAGUUCAUGAACAGGAGGAACCAUGAAGAUUUGAAUCUUUUCAGUGUAAUUUUGAACCAAGAAAUCAGAAGGUUAUCGAGACAGGUCAUUAGAGUGAAAUGGUCACUCCAUGCAAGAGAGGAGAUUGUGUUUGAGCUUCUCCAACAUUUGAGGGGCAACACGACAAAAAGUUUGCUGGAAGGAAUUAGAAAGAGUACAAGGGAAAUGAUUGAGGAGCAAGAAGCAGUUCGUGGUCGUUUAUUUACCAUUCAAGAUGUCAUGCAAAGCACUGUACGCGCAUGGUUGCAGGAUAGAAGCCUUCGAGUGACACAUAAUUUGACUGUCUUUGGCGGAUGCGGCCUUGUCCUUUCAAUCAUCACUGGACUGUUUGGAAUCAAUGUUGAUGGGAUGCCUGGAGCUGACAACACUCCAUAUGCAUUUGGUCUUUUUUCAGCGGUCCUUUUCUCGUUGGGAAUUGUGCUAAUUGCAGUUGGGUUGCUCUAUCUUGGGUUGAAACAGCCGGUGAGCGAAGAGCAGGUUCAAGUUAGGAAGUUGGAGCUUCAAGAGUUGGUCAAGAUGUUCCAGCAUGAGGCGGAAACUCAUGCCCAAGUUCGUAAGAAUGUUUCUAGGCAUAACUUGCCACCAACUAAUGCUGAUAAGUUUUUGGAUGAUGCCGAUUACUUACUCAUUCACUGACAUUUUUCGAAUUUGAAUUCCAACUCCUUGCCCUCAUCAACUGGUGGAAGUUGUUUCAAGGGAAUCGGUUCCCCUUUCUUCCCCUCCUUUUUCCCUGUUCUUGGAAGAAGAGUGAGUUGGAGUGCUCAGGUAAGAUAAAGCACGAAGGAAAACUUUUGCAAAGAGAUUUGCAGAAGGAAAGGAAAAGAAAUAAGCAAAAGAAGUGUAACAGCUAAAUAUAUUCUUAGUUUUUCUCACAUUGUCCAUUCUUCAUAUGACUCUACAAAUCCAAACACAACCUGAAAAAUUAUUGUUUCUUUCUCUAUCUCAAGGCUAUUUAUCUCGUCUGGCAA